Aspergillus thermomutatus is the source of this 1365-nucleotide messenger RNA. RefSeq lists its product as uncharacterized. The record is from RefSeq and is a predicted model, not a curated record. The transcript has 6 exons. NCBI's taxonomy places the organism in Eukaryota, Fungi, Ascomycota, Eurotiomycetes, Eurotiales, Aspergillaceae. The coding region runs from base 1 to 1365 and encodes 454 amino acids.
AUGCCUGUCACCUUUUACAGGGCUACAGCACUGACUCUGGCACGUCCCGACAGCCCUGGCCGCCACAAGUAUCAUCGCCGUCAAACCUCCCUGCGCAUUCUCGGGGGCUUUCACCCGGGUGGUGCUGCAGCAAUCCUCGCGACCAUCGCACGUCUGCUCAGUCUUGGAACAGCAUGCUUUGUCACAUCCUCGAUCGGCCUCGGUGAGGUGGGAAGCAUGGCCACAUUCCCCCCAUCGGCACAACAACCGUCCUGUGGCGGUGGCAAGCGUCGGGAGCUCCCGCAAGGUGGGGAGGCAGUAGAUCCACAAGGCAUGCUGGAUCCAAGGAACGGCUUUCUAGGAUCAGACCAAGAGAAAGCAAACGCUGAUGGACUCUGGCUCCUCCCUCUCUCAUAUGUUCUCUUCCGCCGGCAAAAUGUCAGCAUCUCUCACGUCCUUGACUCCGCCAACCGUGACCUCGUCAAGGGGAAGCCUCCUGUCGGGACGAGCCCGGUCGAAGCCUGGAAAUGGAACUCUGGCGACAUGGCGACUACCAAAUGGGUGCCGCAGAGGAUCACCGGUUCCGCUGAUGCCUCAGCCUCGGGCAAAUGGGACAGCCGCGAGAUGUGGCUGGUCAGCUGGCACCGCGACGACGAUAAAAGCGUGCGCGUGAGCUUUGUCGACCGCAAGACGCACAAGUACCGCCAUGUGCUCCUGGUGGAGCCCACUGCGGAGGAUAACUUUGCUGCCGUGCCAGUGCAUGCGGGUGGGAUUGCGUGGUACGGGGAGUGGUUGUAUGUUGUGGAUACGUCGCAUGGCAUCCGGGUGUUAGAUUUGGGUAAGAUUUGGGAGGUUGAGGAUGGUGAUGAUGUUGGAAAGAAUGGUGGGAAGUACUCUGCAGCGGGAUACCUCUAUGUUCUUCCUCAGAUUCGAUCCUACAAAUGGACACCGGGGUCCUCGUCUCCCUUCCGCUUCUCUUGGGUCUCUCUCGAUCGCAGCGACGAUACGCUGUUGGUCGGGGAGUUCAUCCGCGACUCAUCCAAAGACCCGAUCCGUCUUGUGAAGUACCCACUCGACAGCAACACUGGCAAGCUCAAGACCAACGACAAGAGCAUCGUCACAGCCACAUGGGCGUACUGCGCCGAUUUUCUGCGCAUGCAGGGCGGCUUCUCAUACGGCAACACGUUCUACCUCUCACGCAGCAAUGGAAGGUCACCCAAAGCCGGGGAUAUGUUCAAGUGGAAGCCUGGAGGAAUGGCGGAACUGCGUAGUGGAUGGUUCAUGGCGGGGAAUGAGGAUUUGAGCUAUAACAAGGUGCGCAAGGAGUAUUAUACCGUGACGGAGUAUGAUGGGGAGCAAUUCAUUCUGGCUUAUAACAAGAUGUAG